Messenger RNA from Exophiala mesophila, 336 nucleotides. RefSeq lists its product as uncharacterized. Bases 1 to 336 code for a protein of 111 amino acids. NCBI's taxonomy places the organism in Eukaryota, Fungi, Ascomycota, Eurotiomycetes, Chaetothyriales, Herpotrichiellaceae. The transcript has a single exon. The record is from RefSeq and is a predicted model, not a curated record.
AUGUCCCAGCUCUCCGCUAAAACCCUCUCCCUAGCCUGUUUCCUCAUCAGUUUGGUAUCCCGUGCUGACGACGACGACUUCUCCAUCGUCGAAAACCACAUCCUCAUUGAAAAAACCGUUGCUGCACUCAAAGGUCGCCUCGGUCUGGAAUUAGUCGAAGUCGGAAAUUCUUAUUCCGGCCAUGUUGCUCGAGGAGAGGUACUCCACGGUAUGAUUGAGGAUGUCAUCAAGGGGCGGUAUCCUAACCAUCAUGUUAUUACUCUAUUGCAAGAGAGGGGGUUUGAUGUCGAAGCGGAGAUGUAUGCUGAGAUUGAGGGGUUGCAGGAGUUUUUGUAG